Molecule: messenger RNA, 1062 nt
Organism: Pipistrellus nathusii (Nathusius's pipistrelle)
Lineage: Eukaryota; Metazoa; Chordata; Mammalia; Chiroptera; Vespertilionidae
Source: the annotation of a GenBank genome assembly
AUGGACCUCGCCACUUGGAAUUUCCAAUUCCUACCCCAGAUGAAUGGCCACCCGGACCCCUCCGAUGAGAUCAUCUUGUUCUCCCUCCCUCCUGCUUUAGACUGGGACUCAGUGCAUGUUCCAGGUCCUCAUGCCAUGACCAUCCAAGAGCUGAUGAAUUAUGUUAGCACCAGGCAAAAGCGAGGAAUAUAUGAGGAGUGUGAAGACAUUCGUCGUGAGAACCCUGUUGGCACUUUCCACUGUUCCAUAUCUCCAGGAAACCUAGAGAAGAACCGCUAUGGGGAUGUACCCUGCCUGGACCAAACAAGAGUAAAACUGAUAAAACGAAAUGGCCAUACUCAGACAGAUUACAUCAAUGCCAGUUUCAUGGAUGGCUAUAAGCAGAAGAAUGCUUACAUUGGUACACAAGGCCCUUUAGAGAAUACUUACCGUGAUUUUUGGCUCAUGGUAUGGGAGCAAAACGUCUUGGUGAUUGUCAUGACCACCCGCUUUGAGGAGGGUGGCAGGAGGAAGUGUGGUCAGUACUGGCCUUUAGAAAAAGACUCUCGGAUCCGAUUUGGCUUCCUCACAGUGACCAAUCUAGGCGUGGAGAACAUGAACCAUUAUAAGAAAACAACGCUAGAAAUUCAUAACACAGAGGAGCGGCAGAAACGCCAGGUGACUCACUUUCAAUUCCUGAGCUGGCCAGAUUAUGGUGUACCCUCCUCAGCAGCUUCCCUCAUUGAAUUCUUGAGAGCAGUCAGGAGGCAGCAGAGGUUGGCCGUCAGCAGCAUGGGUGCACACGCCAAAGGGCAGUGCCCUGAACCACCCAUUGUGGUCCACUGCAGUGCAGGCAUUGGCGGGACAGGUACCUUCUGCUCACUGGACAUCUGCCUGGCACAGUUGGAGGAGCUCGGUACCCUUAAUGUGUUCCAGACGGUGUUCCGCAUGAGGACCCAGAGGGCCUUCAGCAUUCAGACCCCUGAGCAGUACUAUUUUUGCUACAAGGCAAUCCUGGAGUUUGCAGAAAGGGAGGGCAUGGUGCCAUCCAGCCACAACAUCCUGGCUAUGGAGAGUCAGUAA